Pseudozyma flocculosa PF-1 is the source of this 921-nucleotide messenger RNA. RefSeq lists its product as uncharacterized. The coding region runs from base 1 to 921 and encodes 306 amino acids. Gene Ontology annotation, cellular component: cytosol. NCBI's taxonomy places the organism in Eukaryota, Fungi, Basidiomycota, Ustilaginomycetes, Ustilaginales, Ustilaginaceae. The transcript has 3 exons. Gene Ontology annotation, molecular function: protein serine/threonine phosphatase activity. The record is from RefSeq and is a predicted model, not a curated record. Gene Ontology annotation, biological process: mitotic cell cycle; peptidyl-serine dephosphorylation.
AUGGUCGACAUCGCGGAACAGGAUCAGUGGAUCAACCACCUGGGCGAGUGCAAGCAGCUCAGCGAGAACGACAUCAAGCGGCUCUGCGACAAGGCGCGCGAGAUCCUGCUCGAGGAGUCCAAUGUCCAGCCCGUCCGAUGCCCCGUCACUGUGUGCGGUGACAUCCACGGCCAGUUCCACGACCUCUCGGAGCUCUUCCGGAUCGGCGGCAACUCGCCAGACACCAAUUACCUGUUCAUGGGAGACUACGUCGACCGCGGCUACUACUCGGUCGAGACGGUGACGCUGCUGGUCGCGCUCAAGGUGCGGUACCGCGACCGCGUCACCAUCCUGCGCGGCAACCACGAGUCGCGACAGAUCACCCAGGUUUACGGCUUCUACGACGAGUGCCUCCGCAAGUACGGCAACGCCAACGUGUGGAAGUACUUUACCGACCUGUUCGACUACCUGCCGCUGACGGCGCUCAUCGACGACCAGAUCUUCUGCCUGCACGGCGGUCUGUCGCCCUCGAUCGACACGCUGGACCACAUCCGAUCCAUCGACCGCAUCCAGGAGGUGCCGCACGAGGGACCGAUGUGCGACCUGCUGUGGUCGGAUCCCGAUGACCGCUGCGGAUGGGGCAUCUCGCCCCGUGGCGCCGGCUACACGUUUGGUCAGGACAUUAGCGAGGCUUUCAACCACAACAACGGGCUGACGCUCGUCGCGCGGGCGCACCAGCUGGUCAUGGACGGCUUCAACUGGUCGCAGGAGCGCAACGUGGUGACGAUCUUUUCCGCACCCAACUACUGCUACCGCUGCGGCAACCAGGCGGCGAUUAUGGAGAUUGACGAGAACCUCAAAUACACGUUCCUCCAGUUUGACCCGGCGCCACGGGCGGGCGAGCCGCUCGUGUCGCGACGGGUGCCAGACUACUUUUUGUAA